Guillardia theta CCMP2712 is the source of this 3420-nucleotide messenger RNA. RefSeq lists its product as hypothetical. The coding region runs from base 1 to 3420 and encodes 1139 amino acids. The transcript is spliced from 18 exons. NCBI's taxonomy places the organism in Eukaryota, Cryptophyceae, Pyrenomonadales, Geminigeraceae. The record is from RefSeq and is a predicted model, not a curated record.
AUGACUUGUGCUGCACCCAUCAGCAUCGACGGGUGCGAUUGUGAGGUGUACCUCAAGUCUUCGAGUUACCUGAAGAGUGUUGCUCGCUCUUGCUGGGCAUACUUGCUCUCGGGACAGGCUCGAGCUCUGCUAGAGCAGAAAGCUGACGAAGUCUGCAGCAACAGAUCGCAUGCGCGCUCAUUGAAAGUCGUUCUUCUCCAACACCUCCAUGUUAUGGAAAGCUCGGACAAGAGCUGCGCUGGAAACCCUGUGAAGGAGGAGGAGAGCUUCCUUGAAAGGAUCUUGUUCGACAUCUUCUACCACGCUCUCUCUGUCAGAGGCUCAGAGUUGGAGGGCGCGGUGAAAGAAAAUCCCCCAGCAUUGCUACGAGAUCUUCUGCAGCAUCCUGUGAUGAAGGCGGCGCUUCCUACCGGAGCAGCAGAUUGGAUGAGUAUGUUGUUUCAUCCAAAAUGUUUGAACCUUCGGAAUCUCCUCUGGCAUGGCUUCCUUUGCCCAGCAGACUUUCCUGCGGAGUAUUCCUGCCUCCUCCUUCUCCUCACCAUCUCACUUCCGCAAGCACCUCAGAGACCAUUCUUCGAGGUAGAAAGGUACGAUGUCAUUGUCAGGCACAUCCCUCCAUGCACGGAUGAGCUAAGGUUGAGUUUCAAGUCAGAGAUGUUUCGAUCUUUCAUACAAUGUUGCGAUUUCUUCCCUCCUGCAUGUCAAGACGCGACCGUAUGGGCGAUCGAUCACUAUUGCCAAGGAAAUUACCAUCAUUUCUUGGUUCCGACAUCAUAUUUUUGCCGACAGUAUCUAACGUUCCUUCCUGUCUAUCAGUCCAUCUACAUCCCUGUCCUUGAGAUGUCAUUAAGACAUACCUUUGCUAAGAUCAACAAGGUCGAAGAUGUUCUGACAGCCAACUGCGGGCAAUACUUCUCGACACUGGACGGCUAUGGGCAGGUGAUGAUUGGACGCGCUGAUCCGAUGGACAAGCACCAGCUGCUGCUCGCUCCGUCGCUCCAUCGGGACUUACUCAGGAGCAGGCAGAAGAAAGUGACAACAGAAGGGCAAGACGACCAGAUGCAGCAGGGGGAGCAAGCAGCGAGCAACAACGAGCUGCUCUCCUGGAUGGGCUUCGGUGCCUUUGCCUUCCUGCAGGAUUUCUUCCUCCUUGAAGACGGGCCGGCUUUGAGGGCCCGCGUUGCGCACGGCGACUUUGAGAUUUCACCUUCUGAGCUCCAGAUGGCUAUGAACCCCAGCUACGUGCCAGAAGGGGGAGAAGGGGAUGGGGAAGGAGCAGCAGGGGCAGCGGCAGGAGCAGGGGCAGGGGCAGGAGCAGGGGCAGGAGCAGGAGCAGGAGGCAGCGGCAGAUCUGUCUCGGUCCUCGAGGCUGUCUGCACUGCUCUGAUCCACCUAGGAAUUCACCUCUCCUCUCUUUCUCUUCAUGAAGGAGCAUCGUCAAGGGACAACAGGAAACAGCUGCAGGUCCCGACCGGGAUCGCUGAGCUCGUUGCCUCCUCCUCCUCUUUCUUCCAUGAGUACGACUAUCUGUUUCAUCCCCUGAAGAAGCUUCGAGAGAACAUCGAGCAGUACCGGGAGAGCAUACGGCAGCUCAAGGCUCAUUUAGACCAGCUGUCUGUAGAUUUGGAAACAGAGGAGGAGGAGGAGGAGGAGGAGGAGAAGUUCAGUGUGGCGGCAGCGGGCGAGGUUAUGAGCCCCGAGAGACGUGUAGAAGAGCAGUUGACGUGGGUGAAGAUUGUUCACCGAGAACAAGGAGAGGUCAGAUUUCAGGAGAAGAAGUCGAAGGUUGAUAUUGCCUGGCGCAACGGACCGUUGAGGAUGAGAGAAGCUUACCAGGAAGCAACGAUUGCUCUUGGUGAUGAACAGUGGAAGAGGAGAGCGAGGAGAGGAGUGGAGUUUGAUGCUUGUUUGUUAGGCACACGAGUUUCUUGUUCCUUGCUGCAAGGAGGUGCUGGGAAAUGUUCUUUAGCAGCGGAAGAAAAGCUCGAAGAAAUCAUCCGAAGGAGGCAACUUGCUUCGACCCUGCUCAUCUCCGACCUCAUCACGGUAGCCUGCCACCUCCCUCUCCUCGUCAUCGAGCUAGUCGUGUUCAAGCACCUCGACAACCUGCCGCUGUUGAGCAAGCUCUUGGCGACGCUCGAGGCUGCAUCCUCCCUCGUAGACAAAGGCCGAACGGUCGAGGCAGUGAGCAAGGUAGAAGGUUUCUUUGCCUCCAAGACAGCGUCGUUGGCACUGAGCCGACUCUGUAUCUCCAUCGCUCGCAUCAUCUUGCUCAUCUCCCUCCCUCCCUCCCUCCCUCCUCACACGGAGGCAGCCAAAAGAGCGAUGCGGGGAUGGGGGAAGGAAAUGGACACUUAUCAGACGAUCGUAGACAGACUCUUGCAAGAAGCUCUAGUCAUGGACUGGCAUGCAACGUCGACGGCCAUGCAGGCCUUUGCCACGAGCUCGGGGGAGAUCCGCAGGUUGUUCAGCCCUGCCAACUAUGGGCUGCUGAUGCAGCAGACGCAAGGGGUGAUGGAGAAGCUCAGCAGGUUUUGUCGGCAGGCUCAGGGUAGGGAGGACUUGGGCAUCAAAGACCCGGACAUGAUCCAGGAAGCAGGCCUGCUCGCCUCCUCCCUUGAGUUCAGUCAUGAGAUCAUCGUCCGUCUGUACGGCCUGGCUGCUGCCUCCUGCGUGACAUCGGAGGAUCAGCUCAGGGCGUCGUGGGCCUCCUGGUCGAGAGUCUGCACGAGCGGCAUGACCUUGCUAUUGCACUACACAUCCUCUCGUGAGCACCUCUCCUGGCUGUGCAGCCUCUGCAAGAGGACGCCGACCUUCUACAGCAAGGGCAUGGGGAUCAUGCUGAGCUACCUCCGCAAGCACGUCCUGAGAGUCUCGGGGGAGGUGCGUCUAGUGCUCGAGAGCAAGCAGCAUGACCAUGAGCCCUGCCUUGGCUUCACCUACCUGAUGACUCCAGGUGACCAGCGCACGGCACAGCUCCACGACGAGGUGAUGAAGCUGCGGCGGAAGCAGGGAGCCGUCAGGCGCUUGUUCCAGAGCGCGGAGUACAGCGCGGAGCUUGACGAUUACAUCUCCACGCAGACGCGCAUCUCGCGCUAUGCCAGCAGCACGGUCGACAUGGCCCAGGUCUGCAUGCAAGAGCUCAGGCGGGACAUCCGAGGGAAUGAGGACCUGUGGGGCUCCCGGUGGAACCUCCAGAUCUCCUUCACGUUCUACGACGAGCAGAGCAACGCGUCUCUGACCUUGCGGUACAUCAAGCUCGACAACGACGAGACCCUCAAGCGCUACGCUCAGGCCAUCGACAUGCUGCGCAAGACCAAGAGGCUGCCUGUCGACGCUGUGGCCAUGAUCGCCUCUGUCCUGAUCCCUCACUGCUGCAUGAACAACUUCAAAGCAGGGGCUUGUGUUGAUGUCGAAUAA